AAAGAAAAGGAAGGGUGUGAUUUCCCAUUUUUCCCUUUUGUGUUUUUGAAUCUCCAAAUCCCUUAGAAAUUGUUUUGUAACAACAUUCAUCAUUUCGGGAGGGGAGUGUACGAUUGUCGUGGAGAUGAACGCCAUUGGAGCAGCCAGCUCUGGGGGUGCGACGGCAGCGUCGGAUUCAUCUACUACAACAAAAAAGAAUUCCAAGAAGCCAAAAUAUUCUAGGUUUACCCAACAAGAACUUCCUGCUUGUAAACCCAUUCUCACACCAGGAUUGGUUAUUACAACAUUUAUUGUGAUUGGCAUUAUCUUCAUCCCCGUAGGACUUGUGUCAUUGUUUGCAUCAGAGAAGGUAGUGGAGAUUGUGGAUCGAUAUGAUGAUGGUUGUGUUCCCCGUAAUUAUAGCAAUAAUAAGCUUGCCUACAUCCGAAGCAAGCUAACAGACAAGAGUUGCACAAGAACUUUAAAUAUUGUUAAGCCAAUGAAAAGUCCCAUAUAUAUUUAUUAUCAGCUUGAUAACUUCUACCAGAACCAUCGUCGUUAUGUUAAAAGUCGAAGUGAUAAACAAUUGCGGAGUAAGAAAGGUGAGAGUGAAACAAAACUAUGUGAUCCUGAGGGUGUAUCAGCAAACGGUCCAAUUGUUCCUUGUGGCCUAAUUGCCUGGAGUUUAUUCAAUGACACAUACAAAUUUAAAGUAAAGAACAAGGUGUUAGAAGUGAACAAGAAAAAUAUAGCAUGGAAGAGUGACAAAUCAAAAAAAUUUGGGUCUGAUGUGUAUCCUAAAAACUUUCAGAGUGGUGGUUUGAUUGGAGGUGGACAACUAAAUUCGAGCAUACCUUUGAGUGAACAAGAAAACCUUAUUGUUUGGAUGCGAACGGCAGCUCUACCAACUUUCAGAAAACUAUAUGGGAAGAUAGAGGAGGAUCUCCAAGCUAAUCAGCAGAUUACUGUGGUAAUACAAAAUAAUUAUAACACUUACAGUUUUGGAGGCAAAAAGAAGUUGGUUCUGUCAACCACAACUUGGAUAGGUGGCAAGAAUGAUUUCUUGGGCAUAGCAUAUGUGACUGUUGGUGGAUUGUGCUUGUUUUUCGCCAUAAGCUUCAUACUUCUGUAUGUUGUCAAGCCAAGGCCUCUUGGUGAUCCAUCAUACUUGUCAUGGAAUAGAAAUCCAGCAGGACAUUUGAACUAAUACGGUAUAGAUAUUUUCAACCCACUCGGCCUUUAUACUUGUUUUUGGCUGAAACUUUGGAAGUUGGUUUAAAAGAGCUCUUCAUUUUUGUUUUAUUUUAUGGGAGGAAC
This is a messenger RNA of Rubroshorea leprosula, 1296 nucleotides long. NCBI's taxonomy places the organism in Eukaryota, Viridiplantae, Streptophyta, Magnoliopsida, Malvales, Dipterocarpaceae. The record is from the annotation of a GenBank genome assembly.